GUCUCGACCCAAGGCAACCCUGAACUGCGGAUUCUGACAGAUGCCAUGGAGAAGAUUCGAUACGCUGGCAGCUGGGCCCCUGUCGAGCGUCUGUCUGUCCGUGGCUUGCUGCCCUCGACGGAGAACUACAUGACCUAUGAAGGCUCCCUAACACAGCCACCGUGCCAUGAAACCGUAACCUGGGUUGUUCUCAAUAAGCCGAUAUAUAUUACUAAACAACAGUUACACGUCCUCCGGAAGCUGCACCAAGGCACCAAGGCAUCUCCCAAGGCUAAGAUGGUCAACAACUUCAGGCCAAUACAGCAGAUGUACCACCGGCCUCUUCGCACUAACAUCGACUUCACGAAUGGACGUCAACUCAACUGCCCGUCGAUGGCAAGGCAGAUGUACUAUACUGCUAAUACAUGGAGGUAGUGAUACUGGAAGAGAUAUUACCUACUCAACACUCGACUUUCAAAGGACACAUUCGAUUGUGAAUCCUCUUUGUCGCCAUGGAAACAGUGCAUAAAAAUGGAAAGAAUACACGAAAAAAAAGGCAGAAAACCGUAAUGUUAAAUAAACAACCACGAUCUACAAAAGGUUAUUGGAUAAUAAAUCAUAUAUACCCACACUGUCAAAAAUUCACUGUUCAGAAAAAUAAAAGACAAAAAAAGAGAAAAGAAAAAUAGAAAAAGGAAAAGAACAGAAAAGUAUGAACACUGAACAAUGUUCUCGAGCGUCUCGGCGAUAUUUCAUGAUGAGAAAAAUGUUAAAAG
Molecule: messenger RNA, 755 nt
Organism: Penaeus monodon (black tiger shrimp)
Lineage: Eukaryota; Metazoa; Arthropoda; Malacostraca; Decapoda; Penaeidae
Product: carbonic anhydrase-related protein 10-like
Molecular function (GO): zinc ion binding; carbonate dehydratase activity
Source: RefSeq, a predicted model, not a curated record